UUUUUCCUCAAGUCAAAAAGUUCAUAGAAGAAGAAGCAAACUCCACAACUAGCGACUAUCCCUGUUACUUCAAUUGUCCCCAAAUCCCCACAACCGCCAUACAUGACAUAGCACAAAAAACUGUGUGUUUUGGACAGGAUUCUCAUCCUGUCUAUGUUUAUAUAUAUAUAUAUCUGUACAUAAAAAAAAAAAAAAGAAAAAGAAAAAGAAAAACCAAAAUUGUUACAUAGUUCAUUCAGAUUAAGUGAUGGCAAAUCAAGAAUUGCAACUACAAACCCUAAACCCAACAAUAAUCCCUGGUUUGCCAAAUGAUUUAGCAUCACUAAUACUAAUUUUCAUUCCUUAUUCUCAUCAUUCACGUCUUAAAAUCAUUUGUAAAUCAUGGAACUAUUUUUUCUCAUCAAAAUCCAUCAUUUCUCUAAGAAAAAAACUCUUCACAUCGCCUUUAAUUUGUGUUUUCCCACAAGACCCUUUAAUUUCUUCACCUUAUCUGUUUGACCCCAUAAAUCUUGCUUGGUGUUCACUUCCACCUAUGCCUUGUAACCCUUCUGUGUAUGGUCUUUGUAAUUUUACUUCAAUUUGUGUUGGUUCUUACUUGUAUGUGUUAGGUGGUUCACUAUUUGAUUCAAGGUCUUACCCUCUUGAUUAUCCAUGUCCUUCAUCAUCUGUGUUUAGGUUUGAUUUUGUGAGUUUUUCCUGGGAAGCUUUAUCACCUAUGAUCAACCCGAGGGGUAGUUUCGCGUGUGCUGCGACGCGUAGUAUGGAUAGGAUUGUAGUGGCGGGUGGUGGGUCGCGACAUACGAUGUUUGGGGCAGCGGGUAGUAGGAUGAGUUCAGUGGAAAUGUAUGAUAUUGGGAAAGAUGAGUGGGUCCCGUUGGACGGGUUGCCUAGGUUUAGAGCGGGGUGUGUUGGGUUUUUCGUUGGGAAUGGGGAGGAGAGGGAGAAGGAGAAGGAGAGGGAUGAGUUUUGGGUGAUGGGUGGGUAUGGUGAGUCGAGGACAGUGUCGCGUGUGUUUCCUGUGGAUCAGUAUUAUAGGGAUGUUGUAGUGAUGGAAAUGAAGAAUGGUGGUGGUGGUAAGUGGAGGGAGCUUGGGGAUAUGUGGGCAGAAGGGGAAAGGUGGAGGCUUGGAAAGAUUGUCGUGGUUGAAGAAGAUGAGUGUUCGGACGUUCCUGCAGUUUUCAUGCUCGACCGAGGUGAUAUUUUCAGGUAUAAAAUGGCUUCCAACAGUUGGAUAAAGGAAACAAGUUUGCCAAGGAAAACAUCUGAUGAAGCAUCAUUUGGCUUUGUUGCAUUGGAUGGGGAGCUGCAUGUGAUGACUCAUCUAAGUGGGUUUAAAUUAAAGGAGUGCCAAAGAUUAAGAAGGCAGAAAAGGUCAGCAAAUAUGCCAGCAACUAUUCUUAUACAAAUAUACCAUCCUAGGAAGAAGUCAUGGAGGUCUGUCACUACAAAGCCACCUUUUCAUCACCCUUUGGAUUUCAAAACUGCAGUUAUGUGCACCAUUCGUCUGUAGAUUUAUAUUGUUCCGUUGGUGUGCCUAUGAAGCAGUUAUUUGGUUUAGUAGAUUCUCCUACCUAUUGUGAAUGGUAUUGUAUAGCUUCCAUUGACAUGUUCUUAUUGUCAGAAUUAGUGCUGUAAAUGCUUAACUGUAAUAAAUGUAACUCUUCUUAUUUCUA
Messenger RNA from Lycium barbarum (goji berry), 1673 nucleotides. RefSeq names its product F-box/kelch-repeat protein OR23. Bases 248 to 1510 code for a protein of 420 amino acids. The record is from RefSeq and is a predicted model, not a curated record. The transcript has 2 exons. Gene Ontology annotation, molecular function: protein binding. Lineage: Eukaryota; Viridiplantae; Streptophyta; Magnoliopsida; Solanales; Solanaceae.